This is a messenger RNA of Macrosteles quadrilineatus (aster leafhopper), 5933 nucleotides long. It is a transcript of the gene Nup98-96, whose product is annotated as nuclear pore complex protein Nup98-Nup96. The record is from RefSeq and is a predicted model, not a curated record. Lineage: Eukaryota; Metazoa; Arthropoda; Insecta; Hemiptera; Cicadellidae. The transcript has 32 exons. The coding region runs from base 99 to 5591 and encodes 1830 amino acids. Gene Ontology annotation, cellular component: nuclear pore; nuclear pore cytoplasmic filaments. Gene Ontology annotation, biological process: protein import into nucleus; RNA export from nucleus; post-transcriptional tethering of RNA polymerase II gene DNA at nuclear periphery. Gene Ontology annotation, molecular function: structural constituent of nuclear pore.
CUUGGUUGUGCCCAGUUCAUGUCUUGUCAAGUAAAAGUCGAAAAUACUGAUUUACGUCUUUAAUUCUCAACUAAUCUAAUAAACAUUUAUUUUACAUCAUGUUUCAAGGUGGUGGUUUUGGGACUGGUACGUCCAGCACGUUUGGUUCAUUUAACAAGCCAGCCACCAGCUUUGGCAGCACACAGCCAGUGUUCGGCUCCAGUGGAGGCUCUUUGUUUGGAUCCACGCCACAACCCUCCUCGGGUGGACUGUUUGGAUCCUCCACAGCCGCACCUGCGUUUGGCCAGCCGCAAACAACCACUCCCUCUUUUGGAGGCUUUUCAAGCAACACAGGCACCGGUCUGUUCGGUAGUAAUCAAAAUGCCUCAACCAGUAGUGGGCUUUUUGGCUCUACAACUACAUCAGCGUUUGGUCAAGCAAAGCCCGCGUUUGGAGGGUUUGGGACCACCCAGACUUCGAGCUUGUUUGGUCAACAACCCACGGCCCAGACCCAACCACAGUCCACCAACAUUUUUGGCCAAACUCCUGGCACAUCUAGUACUGGACUUUUCGGUUCUUCAGGAGGGUUCGGCAGCACUCUGGGAGCUACCGCCAAUCAAGGCACUGGUGCUGUCAAGUUUGUGGCAGUCACUGGAACCGACAGCAUGGUGAAGAACGGCGUCUCUCAGACAAUCAGCACCCGGCAUCACUGCAUCACCUGUAUGAAGGAGUACGAGGGCAAGUCCCUGGAAGAACUGAGAUUGGAGGACUACGCGGCCAAUAGGAAGGGACCGCAGCAGGGUGUUCAGCCAAGUGGCGGGUUGUUUGGGUCAACUCCGCAGCCAUCCUUGUUUGGUGCAGGUGCCAGCAAUACUACUGGAACUGGCACCGGACUCUUCGGUGCUACUGAAAACAAACCCUUAUUCGGAAAUACCAACACAUCCAUAGGUUUUGGUCAGACCAGCAAUGUGUUUGGCAACACAGGGAACUCUCUGUUUGGCAAACCAACAACUGCAACUCCUGCAUUUGGAACUCCAACUACGACCACAAGCUCCUUUGCUUUCAACUCCACCCCCAACUCCAACCCUUUUGGCUCCAACAUGGCUCAGGUUAAACCUUUUGGAACCUCACAACCGCUGUUUGGUACGGCUACUUCCCAGCCUAACACAGGAUUUGGCUCACAAACCCCUGGAUUUGGCAGCACUUUUGGACAACCAGCAACUCAGAGCACGAGUCUGUUUGGUCAGCAACCAGCCAAGCCUGCAUUUGGAACUGCUACAACUCCGUUUUCCUUUGGCCAAUCCUCAACCACCACGGCGGGAACGUCUUUGUUUGGGGCCAAACCCACUAACACAUUUGGAUCACCUUUCGGCUCAACAGCAACGACCAACACGGGCUUUGGCACAACAACCACAGGGUUUGGGGCCACCAAUCAGAACACUUCGCUGUUCGGCAACAACACGUUUAAACCGCCUGCGUCAAACUUCAGUUUCAACCCGACUCCCACCUCCAACAGUACGCUAGGCCUGAAUCUAGGAGGCGGUAGCUCGCUGUUUGGUAACAACGCCAACAAGCCGAGUUUGUUUGGCAGUACGAACACAGGCACAGGACUGUUCGGCAGUUCUGGUUUUGGCAGUAAUACCAACACUUCGUUCGGCAACAACACCAACACAGGCCUGGGUAUGAGCAUGCCUAUGGGAUCACUUCUUGGAGGGAGUACAUUUACAUCGUCCAAUGCUAGCCAGCAAGCUGCUAAUCCCCUCAAUCAGCAUAUCCUAGCAUUAGCCUCGAUGCCGUUUGGUGACAAUCCUUUGUUUAAAAACCUUCUUCCUACGACCGGUAAAACAGAAGAGUUGCUGAAACCUGCUCCUGGUGCAACACAAAAGAAUCUUCUCAAUGGAAACAACUUCAAAGUAUCUACAACAAACACUGCUAAGAUCAAAAUGAAACCAAUUGGGACAUCUACGCUGACCAAAGUAUCUCUCUUCGAGGGGCUGGAAGACGACCCCAACUAUUUCCAGAAGAUGCAGAUGAAGCCAACCAUCAAGAGGCUGGUGAUAUCCGGGCGGGGCCCUCGGUCACCCAAGUCUCCCAUGGAACCAACCGGCCCCGCCAGUCCCUUCCUGCCUUUAGAGAACCUCACUGCAGACAAGACCAGUCCCCGCUUCUUCACACCCUUGGACAGUGUGACUUCUUCCCCUGCUGCGGACACUACUAAAUUAAGUUCAUCUCAGAACGAACCAUCGUCCCCAACAGCUGCCAAGGCUUCCUCUAAAGAUGAAGGAUCAAACACAGUGUUGAUGACAACAGUAGCCCAAAGUCCUGAACCAGAAAACACAAUGUUGGAACUUGGCGGUAAACUGGUGGCUUCCCCUACAACCACCACUAGUGCUACCAACACGACACUGGACAACAAAGAAAACCAAGAGCAGUCAUCCUCCUCUACCAGCUCAGACUCCGACACCUGUGAGCUAGUUUCUGACGCACCAAGUCCUACGGGUAUCACACUGCGUCGUGUUGGCUACUACACAAUUCCAUCCAUGGAACAGUUGGCCAACCUGCUGGAUGAAGAAGGUCACUGUGUCGUAGAUAACUUCACUGUAGGUCGCUACAACUACGGCAACAUAUUCUUCCCAGACUCAUUUGACGUUUCAGGGCUCAACCUCGAUGACAUAGUACACUUCCGUCACAAAGAGGUAACCGUGUAUCCUGAUGAGAGUAAGAAACCUCCGCUGGGUGAAGGAUUGAACCGAGCGGCGCAGGUGACACUGGACCGUGUCUGGCCUUUGGACAAGGUGAAGCGUGAGCCUAUCAGCGACCCUGCUGCGCUCGAGGAACUCGACUACGAGGCCACACUGCGCCACGCCUGUGCCAAGAUGGGCGCUCGAUUCAAGGAGUAUCGAUCUCAAACUGGCUCUUGGGUGUUUAAGGUGGAUCAUUUCUCUAAGUAUGGACUCUCAGAUUCAGACGAGGAUGAAGAACCGGUGUCGGACAUCAAGAAAUUGCGGCUGAGUUCAGCUCCCCCCCAGGUCUUCCCUCCGGGGCCGAAAGAUUUGGGUUUGAAACGCGGCCUAGAUGGAGCUUGGAUUCCUCCUCCCCAGAGUACCCCGGCUGCUUCACUGUUGGGGCUGGACGAAGACGAUGAAGACAUGAAUGACGACCUGAUCAAGACACCCUUCGACCUUGAUGACAACUACCAGCCAACACAGCUGAGUCCCUCCAUGCAGUUAGCAAGACAGAUGGGUGCGUCUGCUCAGAAGGUGCAACUUAUGAAGGCUUCCUUCUUCCCAGAUGAGGUCGACGAAUUCCCAAUCAAUGGUGACUUCAUCGAUUAUAGAAUGGGCGCAAUGCUUGAUGUAGAAGAACUAGACCAAGGAACAAAGCUUUUCAAGAGUUUUCCUCUGUUUCGAACUCAAUUCAGCAAAUACGAAGAGACUCCUCCCUUGCCGUUUCAACCGGUUGGAGUUGAGCGAGAGAUGAGUCCAGUGCCCUCAGCCGAGAUUGAGAUGCCCGCAGCUACGCCCGUACCCACAGUCAAGCCCCAACACCGAGCCCUCACGCUGCCUGACUCUGGCGUCGUCUGCUACUCACGCUCCCUUGCUGCUCGACCAGAUGUGGCUGCUCGCUGUGCUGUUGACUUGGCAUUGUUCAAGGGCCGUAGCUUCAGAGUUGGCUGGGCAAAGGAUGGCGUCUUGGCUUCACUCAGUACACAUAAGGUUGCUCGUACGGUAGACUGGUCAAUGCCCAUGGAUCAGCUGGCUACAGUUUUGGAGGGAAGACAGGACGGAGAUACUUCUCCCUCCAUUGUGCAGCGUAUCCGCAUCCUCCCAGGCCAUGAUGAGGCAUCCAAUGUCUCUUUCCAGUCCAGUAUAGAAGAACAUCUGGAGAUUGCCCUGGAACACUCGCUAUGGAGUGAGGGUGAGGAGUGCCCCAGAGCAGCUCCCAAGGCUGGGGUUGCUGCUUUACACGCCCACUGUGACCAGGCUCUACACAGUCCCCCACACGGCCCUGCUCUACAGGUGUGGCAACUGUGUGUAGCAUUGUGGGGCGACCUGCCUGACCUCGACCCCCAUGAGCUACCCACAAGUCAUCAUGCUGUGAUGGUACGACGGCAGGCUGUCAGUGACUGGCUGGAGACUGUCGUCACAGAGAAGGUGAGAGGAGAGUUGGCACAAGACACGACCAACACAGCAGCUAAUGUUUUCUCUUUGCUGACUGGCCACUGUGUGCUGGAGGCCUGCAACCAGGCAAACAUUAUUGGUGAUGCAUACACAUCUCUUCUGCUCGCACAGCUGGGAGGUUGUAGCAGUGUGAAGGUAAUGAUGGAGCAGCAGCUGACACAGUGGGUGGACACUGAGGCAGACAAGCUGAUAGACAAAGACCGCCUCAAACUGAUGAUGUUGGCAGCUGGCCGGCCUAUAUUGCAUGCUUCCGACAAGCUCAUCAACAUCUGCGAGAACCUCGACUGGAAACGGGCCUUCGCUCUGCAUUUGUGGUAUAUAUGCUCACCUGUGGCCUCUGUGACCGAUGCUCUGUUGCGGUAUGAGGCGGCCUUCUCAGAUGAUGAUGACGACCCUUACGCCUGCCCGCCGCUACCGAGCCACCUAGGUGAUCUAGAGUGGGAGAGCACAGGCGGGCAAACAGUGUACGACGUCUGCUACCACUUGCUGAAACUGUACAGCAGCCGAGCACAUCCACUUGCACCUCUGCUCAAUCCUGCGACACAUUCGGCCGACCCCUUGGACAAUCGUUUAAGUUGGCUGCUGUUGCGCACAGUCGAGGCUCUCGGCUACAAUCAUGUUUCCGCAGUUUCGGCUGCCAAUAUACACACAGGGUUUGCUGCCCAGCUGGAGGCGCACGGGCUGUGGCACUGGGCUGUCUUUGUGUUGCAACACCUUGCCGAUCCUAAUGGACGACGCAAGGCUGUGUUAGAUGUGCUAGGUCGUCACAUCUCACUGUCGCAAGAUGAAGAUGCUGCUAAGGUGGAGUCAUUCCUCAUCAACCAACUUCACAUUCCUCGACAGUGGGUGUACCAAGUUAAGGCUAUCAAGGCUUCCUCACACUUCCAACACAAAGAAGCAGCAAUGUUCCUACUGGAAGCUGAACAAUGGAAUGAAGCACACAAAGUGAUUAUACAACAUAUAUCUGCCAAAGCAAUAAUAAAUGAUAAGUACCAAUACCUGGAAGGUUUGCUGAAACGACUGGCUCCUCAUAGUAAGGUAAUCAGUAAUUGGAGCCACGAAGGGUCUUUGCUGCUCGACUACCUCAGCAUGGUGCACCAGGUGAGUCUGCUGAUGACUCAGCACAGGGACAACACCAUUGGCUAUCACCUAGAGAGACUUCAGCCACUGUUCACUAGCCUGUGUACCCGGAUACCUCAGCUACCCACACCUACAGCGAUACACAGGUUAUGUCAAGUAGAGAUAGCCAAGCGAGCAGUGAGUCUGAUCCGCACAGUGUUGAUCCUACAGAAGGGCAGCAACGCCCAGACCAUGGACAUGUCAAUGUCAGUGUUGGCAACCCUGGUACACCAACUGCCACUGCCGGAGGACUACAGCAAACAAGAGCUUCAGGAGAUAAUAACAAGUCUCCUAGGAACAAUUACACGAUGAGACGAUUAAACAAACACAAAAUAAGCCAAUGUUAUGGCUGUCGUUCGCUUUGGAUUAUAAUCUAUGAGUUUUUACUCUGUACUUCGGUGCUGUAGAGAUAUUUCCAUCAAUUUAGGUCGGGCUAAGUGGUUAAAAGUAAUUUUGGGUUUAAGCCUAUGUCGAUGAAACGUGUUAUAAAAUUCUAUCUAUCAAACCGUAUAAGUAUUUAUCCCUUAUCUGUUAUCGAUCAGCUUUUUUUUCAGUCAAGUUAGGUUCAAUUGAGAAAUAUUUGAAUAUUCUAUUUGUUGGAUAGGAAUGCCAGGUAAGGUGUUUAAUGUUCCUAAUGGAGAUAUUUGAUAGGCU